CCCUGGCAGUUGAGGAAGAAGAGUGGGAGGAGGGAGUCAGGACCCAGACCCACAGUGGGUCAGCGUUUGAAGAACCAGGUUGUGGAGAAGACUGGGCUGUGAGCAAUCAGGCUCUUGGGAUGGGACUUGUGGGGAUUGGGCUCGGAGAAGACGCGGCUGUGGGGACCCGGGCUCCGAAGGAGACUUAGGGAACCGGGACGAAUGUAGCUUUUGAAAAUGGCUGCCUCUCAUUUCACCGGGCUCACAGCUGUUGCUGAUGUAAUUAAAGAUCUAGACACUCAGAUAGCUUUGAUUGGCCUUGGUCCUCACAGCUCCAAAAAGAAACAGGAUCUUGAUAAGCUCUAUGAGCUGAAGUCCAAAGCUCGGCAGAUUAUGAACCAGUUUGGCCCCUCAGCACUAAUCAACCUCUCCAAUUUCUCAUCCAUAAAACCGGAACCAGCCAGUACCCCUCCACAAGGCUCCAUGGCUAAUAGCACUACAGUGGUAAAAAUUCCAGGCACUCCUGGGACAGGAGGUCGUCUUAGCCCUGAAAACAAUCAGGUAUUGACCAAGAAGAAAUUACAGGACUUAGUAAGAGAAGUGGAUCCAAAUGAGCAGUUGGAUGAAGAUGUGGAAGAGAUGCUGCUGCAGAUUGCUGAUGAUUUUAUUGAGAGUGUGGUGACAGCAGCCUGCCAGCUUGCCCGGCAUCGCAAGUCCAGCACUCUGGAGGUGAAAGAUGUCCAGUUGCAUCUAGAACGCCAGUGGAACAUGUGGAUUCCAGGAUUUGGUUCUGAAGAAAUACGGCCCUACAAAAAAGCUUGCACCACAGAAGCUCAUAAACAGAGAAUGGCAUUGAUCCGGAAAACAACCAAGAAAUAACACACGGAAAGGUCAGGGAAUGGACAACAAUGUAUUUGGAGAUACUUGAG
Molecule: messenger RNA, 908 nt
Organism: Urocitellus parryii (Arctic ground squirrel)
Lineage: Eukaryota; Metazoa; Chordata; Mammalia; Rodentia; Sciuridae
Gene: Taf12
Product: TATA-box binding protein associated factor 12
Biological process (GO): RNA polymerase II preinitiation complex assembly; DNA-templated transcription initiation
Cellular component (GO): SAGA complex; transcription factor TFIID complex
Molecular function (GO): TBP-class protein binding; DNA binding; protein heterodimerization activity
Source: RefSeq, a predicted model, not a curated record